AUGAGAAUUUGGACCAAAGCCUGCUUGCAGUUGUCCAUUGAUGAAGAUAUUUAUAUUCUUGUUGAUAUCCAUUUGCAGCAGCUGGGUGGACCUGGCUUUGGAAUGGGAAUGGGUGCUGGAGCGUUGGCUGCUGGUGCUGUGAUCUUUGGUGAUGAUUUUAUGUCCGGAUUUGAUUUUCCGGGCGGGUAUCAAAAUGCUAGUCUCACCAUAUCGACUGAUCCUUCUGUGAAAGCAAUAUCUAUUUCCUGUAGUUAUGUUUCCAUGUACCAAAAUGAUGUUAAACACUUUCUCAAGUUGUUCAACGAAAAAAAGGAUAGUCCAGUAUAA
Molecule: messenger RNA, 327 nt
Organism: Ilex paraguariensis (yerba mate)
Lineage: Eukaryota; Viridiplantae; Streptophyta; Magnoliopsida; Aquifoliales; Aquifoliaceae
Source: the annotation of a GenBank genome assembly